Molecule: messenger RNA, 3807 nt
Organism: Aspergillus costaricaensis CBS 115574
Lineage: Eukaryota; Fungi; Ascomycota; Eurotiomycetes; Eurotiales; Aspergillaceae
Exons: 4
Coding region: 1-3807 (1268 amino acids)
Biological process (GO): nucleoside metabolic process
Molecular function (GO): catalytic activity
Source: RefSeq, a predicted model, not a curated record
AUGGGCCCCCAGGAAGACAAAUCGCAAGGUGUCCACUCUGCUGUCUCCCGAAUACCACAAGAUUACUGGGACGACUUUGCGAAUGAAGUAAUACACGCCGUUUGGCCUUAUAAGCUGGACAGUGAUGUGGUUGAGCACAUUUAUAAAGUACUUCCACACCUCAUGGAAACGUUUGCCCUUUCUUUAAGUAAGGUCCCGUCCAUCCAUGCCUACACGGAUGUGAUAGAUUUUAUCCACGGGCACCGAUGGGAUAUAGCUUCCACAUUUCGGGAGCGCUGGACCACUUACUCGGAGGAGCAAGCUUACCGUGACCUGGCAGCAAUGACUCUGGAUGAUAUCAUGAUUUUCUGGGAUGAAAGAGAUGUCAAUCUGGAGCCUGAUUCAGCACCACUUGAAGCGGUAAGCAUCGAUCAAAGAGAGCAGGAUGUUAUGCAAUCUGUGGAGGACCACGAAGCUGGAGCGGAUCAGAUGCCUGGGCCCGAGUUGUAUAGGGCAAUUAUCAGAAGGACACCUGCAUACACUUCACUAUUGAACAAUAUUCGUCGAGAGUGCCUUUUCGGUCCCUCUGAGCCAGACAUAAUGGGAGAAAUUCGAAAAACGAUACUGGUAUCGCUACCAGGGUCACCACACACCAGCAGACAAAAGACGGCAAAGAUUUUCGAUGUCAGCUUCAAGAUCCGGUGGGAUCCUCUCAAGUUCUUGUUAGACGAACAAUAUGAAGACAGUCCACAGGAGGCGAUCGGAAAUGUCAUAACGUUGACCGGCUCUGCCAUGUCGGCGCAGGCAAUGACUUGCGCAGAGUACUUACGUCAAGCUUGGCCGUCAACAGGAUCUAGUGUGAUGAAACUGAUGAAAGCCCUUGUGUCUAAAGAGAAGAAGGCCUCCGAUAUCUUACCUGAUGGCACUAAACUCGCCUUUUCAAGCCGUCCAUCCAUAAGCCAGCCAUCAACUUUUGAUAUCUGGGUCGAUGCGCGAGGCACCGCCCCCAUUCUUGCAGAGAUUGGCGAGCAGAUUGCAUGGCUUGCAUCCGCGCUACGGUCGUCUCCAUUCAGUCCAGGCACCGUCGCCUACAACAAGCCCUUCGUCCGUUUCGUGAGGGUUGACCACCAGAGGGGUAAGGAGUGCAUGACGGCCAGAUAUCUAUUUGAUAUUGGCGUUGAAGUGUGUGCUGAACCAGACCGCCCGGAGGUUGGGAUUGGUGAUUGCUGGCAUAAAUUGUUCGGCACACCAGUUGUCGUAGAAGGGUUCCCGAUACGACGGAGGUUGGAAGAGCAUCCUAAAGGCCUUGAAAUUUCCCUGGGAAUGAUGGCAGCACUCACAGGAACGCGCAAGAUCACGAUCUUUGAUGGGAGACUUGUUCUGAAGGGCUUUUCGAUUAUGCUGGUCCCUGCCAAAUGCGGCCAAAAUGCAGUCACUUGGCAUCUUCUGUACCAGAAGGAUGGGGAGCAUAUAUCUUAUCUUGAGAGUGAGCAGCUACCCCUUCUCGAGCUCAAAAUUCAACAACUGGAGAAAGCGCGACAUUUCUUGGGGUGGUGUCCGGCUGCGCGGAUAUAUGCGGGCGAAGCUGAUGCUAGCUAUCACAUCAAGAACUCGAGGCUUCCUCGUCCCUCAGGAGACUGUAUUAUGAGUAAUGCAUCGCUCUCUGCCUCAUAUGGAAUCACUGCGAGUUCAGUUUUUGUGAUUGGUCGUAAGGACGCCCGGCUCCCGCGCAACUCAUACGUUAAGAAGAUAAGAUGGAUUUCGGAGAAAUAUACAAUUCUCUGGGAGAUCACAGAGAAGCGGGGUUGGCUUGUUAAUGGAGCUACUGUCCUGCUUCACCUUGUUCACGCAUCUCUAAGGCAAGACGACCUCGGCGACACAAGCCUAUUGUGUCUAUCUAAUGACGGGACUUCGAAAACAUCUCUUUCGCACCGAUCCGAUUCGGCCUUUAAUGUGCUCUUGAGUCAAUCACGUCUUGGACUGCCGGUCUAUCCGGGAGAUGAUAACCACACUCUCAAAGAUCUUAUAGAGGACUUAUAUGAUUACCUGGAAAGAGCCAUCACUUACCAGGUGAAAGCGAUCGGUCUAGAUGGUAGCACUUAUAACCAGCCGAGGUCAGCAUUGGAUGGUUGGGAUUUCACCGAUUUGGCUCUAGAGCGAGAUCCCAUCUAUCCACGGCGAGCAUUCCUGGAUGAUGAGGGCCGGUCCUGGGUCGACUUCAGUCGUUCCAUACACGCGGUCAUCCUAUUUGGCAGAGGUUUCGGUGAGAUUAUUCGGCCUGCUAACGCAUAUUGCCCUUCAUGGGCAAAACUGCCACAUGGAAAAUCGUAUCUUGGUGCUGCAGUUGCAGACUUGUACAAGAUAAUGGAGCAGCAUGGGGACUAUGAUUCCCGACCAAUGCGACUUUGUCACGACACAUUCUGGUCGGUAACCAUCGAGAAGUUCAGUCAUUGCUCAUGUGGCAUCCAGCCUAACCCUGAAAACCCCAAGCACUCUGAUUUUGUUCAAGUUCUUCUCCCUUCAAUCAUGCGGCACAAUCUACCCAGACAUGCUCCCGUGCGCCCGGAACCUACAGGUGCGGUUAUAUUCGGCCAGAGCAGCAGGGACCAAUGGUACUGGGGCAACUUUGGGCCUCCCGCAAGAACAUCGAAUCUGAUCAGCAAUGACUACCAAACCUACUCUAGUUCUGAAGAUAGUAGAUUUGGGACGAAUAUUGAUUCAACAGCAUCCAAGAACAGUGAAGUUUCAGCACCUGAUUUUUCUCAACGGGAUGUGGAAGAGUGCCUGAAACAGACGUGUACGAUCUCUGGUGAAAGGAAUAACUUCUCCUUGGCGGAGAGGCAAGAGGUUGACACCAGAAAUAGUCGCUUUGCGGACGACUACAAGUUGGGCAUUAUAUGCGCCCUCCACAUUGAGCUCAUGGCAGUACGUGCACUGUUUGACGAAACGCAUGAGAAUCUGCCUAUUUCCAAAAACGAUGACAACUACUACGCGCUGGGAUGCAUGGCGAAGCAUAACGUUGUUGCUGCUUGCCUCCCCUUAGGCACCUACGGUACGAACCCUGCUGCAAUUGUUGCAACCCAUAUGAAGCGCAGUUUCCCAGCCUUGAGAUUCUGCCUUCUGGUUGGUAUAGGAGCUGGUGUGCCUUCCGAGAAGAAUCACAUUCGCUUAGGUGACAUUGUUGUCAGCAAGGCAAGCGGCAAAUAUCCCGGCGUCCUGCCGUACGAUAUGAUUAAAUGCCUCGAAUAUGGAGCAUCUGAGCUGAAUGCUUGCCUGAGUCCUCCUCCAGCUCACCUGAUGGGCCUGAUAAGUGAGCUGGAGUCAGACCCAGGGGGUUCUACUACACUCCAAGAAUAUAUUCAGCAAAUUGAGGAGAGCCAGCCUCAGUAUAAGUACCCCGGCGCCAUCAACGAUAGAUUGUUCGCAUCUUCGUACGUCCAUAGAGGCGGUGACGAAUCCUGUGGCCUGUGCAACCCAUUGUGUGAGGUCCGACGAGCACCACGAUCGUCCGCUUGUCCGACAGUACACUAUGGCUUAAUUGCAUCUGGAAACAAACUCAUCAGAUCGGCCGAAAAGCGUGAUAAAUUAGGCCGUGAGUACAAUGUACUGUGCUUUGAGAUGGAAGGCGCUGGGAUCGUAAACAGCUUCCCCAGUUUAGUCAUCCGGGGGAUCUGUGACUAUGCCGAUUCUCACAAGAACAAAACCUGGCAGAAAUAUGCUGCUGCAGUUGCUGCUGCGUAUGCAAAAUUGCUGCUCUCCCGACUGAGGACGUCAGACAGCGUACCCCAAUCUCCUGAGAUGGGUAGAAGUCGGCAUUGGUCUAAGUGA